Cyclocybe aegerita is the source of this 1041-nucleotide messenger RNA. The record is from the annotation of a GenBank genome assembly. Lineage: Eukaryota; Fungi; Basidiomycota; Agaricomycetes; Agaricales; Hemipholiotaceae.
AUGUGUGCCUCCGCCACGCGCCCCCAGCCAUCGGCGUCCAACAACGUGAAGAAGAUUAUCCUGCCCGACCUCGUCUCACAUUGCACCUUUAAGCUUCGUCAUAAUCGCCACAGGAAACAAGUUACCACCGAGACGAAGAAGUGGCUGUUCAAGGACGGCAAUCUCCUAGGCCAGAAGGAAAGGGCGUACCACGGACUCAAAUGUGGCCUCCUCACAUCUAUGUGCUACCCGGAUGCAGGGUACCCCCAACUGCGCGUCGUCAACGACUUCCUCACCUAUCUCUUCCACCUCGAUAACUUAUCAGACGAGAUGGACAAUAGGGGCACAACCACGACCGCUGAUGAGGUUCUAAACUCUCUCUACCACCCUCACACUUGGCGUUCGUCGGCGAGAGUUGGGAAGAUGACGCGGGAUUUCUAUAAGCGGCUCGUUCUUACAGCGUCGCCUGGGGCUCAGCAGCGUUUCAUUGAGACGUUUGAUUUCUUCUUCCAGAGUGUAACUCAACAAGCUUUGGAUCGUGCGAGUGGAGUAAUACCCGACCUCGAGUCUUACAUCUCCCUGCGUCGCGAUACCUCAGGCUGCAAGCCCUGCUGGGCGAUGAUCGAAUAUGCAAACAAUCUCGAUAUCCCUGAUGAAGUCAUGGAUCAUCCCAUUAUUCGCAGUCUCGGAGAAGCUACGAACGAUUUGGUGACAUGGUCUAACGACAUCUUUUCCUACAGUGUAGAACAGUCGAAGGGGCAUACACAUAAUAUGAUCCCCGUGGUCAUGUACCAAGAAGGCUUGGACCUUCAAGCUGCCGUGGACUUCGUCGGCGAUAUGUGCAGGCAGUCGAUCAAUCGCUUUGUUGAGGAAAAGGCGCGUCUUCCUUCAUGGGGCCCUAAGAUCGACCAGGACGUGGCCAUCUACGUCCAAGGUCUCGCCGACUGGAUCGUCGGUUCUCUCCACUGGUCCUUCGAAACAGAACGCUACUUUGGCAAAUCAGGCCGCCAGGUGAAGGCCUCACGGAUAGUUGACCUCCUUCCCAGACAACGGUUACCUUAA